AUGGUAAAAGAAAUGGUUUCUUCAAAUCUCAGAGAGGGGUUAAGCAAGGUGACCCAAUCUCGCCUAGUCUCUUCAUUAUUGCUUCUGAAGUGCUACCAAGGUUGCUCAAUAAGCUAUGAGGGGGGCAUUGGUGUAAGAUCUCUGCAAGAAAUUACAGAAUCCUUCUCUGCUAAGCUAUGGUGGACUUUCAGAACAGCCGAGUCCUUAUGGACCAAGUUUAUGAAGGCCAAAUAUUCUAUGAGAAUUCACCCGAUGGCUAGAAAGUGGAACUAUACUCAUUCACACACAUGGAGAAGACUCAUGAAGAUUAGAGACAAAGUGGAUCAUCUAAUCCAUUGGAAGAUCAAUAAAGGCAAUUCUAACAUCUGGUGGGAUAACUGGAUGGGGACUGGAAAACUUGCUCGGCUUAACACUAAUACCUCCAUCAACAGCCCCUUACACCACUAUAUCCACCACAAGGAGUGGGACAUGAAUAAGCUUUUAAAAGUUUUCCCUCUUGAGAUGGUGAACAACAUUCAGAAUAUUAAAAUCCAUUCCUUAGAUAAUAGUGAUCUCCCUAUAUGGACUCCAACCUGCGAUAGGAAGUUCACCUGUAAAUCCGCAUGGAAUGCUAUGAGAGAGGCUAAUCUUACCUCUCUGGUCAACAAAAAGAUGUGGCAUAAAAAAUGCCAUUCAAAAUCUCCUUUUUCAUCUGGGGAUUGCUCAGGAACAGAACUGCUGUUUGGUCAUCAGGAGACCCAGGAACACCUCUUCCAUGAUAGCAUGAUCAGCAAAGAUAUCUGGAAAGAAAGGUGCAAAAGCAGAUUUGAAGAUAUCAAGAUGUCCAAGGCUAGAGUAAUAAGCAACACUUAUCAACAGAUGGUGCUAUUGGUCCACAAGCAAUUCAACACAAUCAAUCCCUUCAUGCACUGGAGUAAUUUCAUGGAAAUCACAGAACAAGCAAAACCUCUCUUUAAAACAACUGCUGUAAAAUGGAAUUUCCCUGGACUUGGGACCCUAAAGCUGAACUCAGAUGGAUGCUCAAAAGGGAACCUAGGUCCCAGUGGAGGGGAAAGUGAUUCUAAGCUUCUGGUUGAGUGGAUCACUGGCAAGUCUAAACCCCCAUGGAGUUUGAUGGACAUGGUGGAACUGAUUCAACACAACCUAGAAUCUAUUCAAGACAAAACAAUUCAUCACAUUUACAGAGAAUGCAACAAGCUUGCGGACAGCCUUGCCAACUGGGGACUGAGCCAUAGACACACCAUAUGGAUGAACAACUUUCAAGAACUACCAAGAGAAACAAGAGGAGAGCUGAAAGUUGACAAAAUGCAAAUACCAUCUUUUAGGAAUUCCAUUGUUAAAAACUCUUUCUACAUGUAUAGAUCAAUGUAUAGGAAUUUCCUGUUUGAUGUGCCUUGA
This is a messenger RNA of Lycium barbarum (goji berry), 1398 nucleotides long. RefSeq lists its product as uncharacterized. Lineage: Eukaryota; Viridiplantae; Streptophyta; Magnoliopsida; Solanales; Solanaceae. Gene Ontology annotation, molecular function: RNA-DNA hybrid ribonuclease activity; nucleic acid binding. The transcript is spliced from 5 exons. The record is from RefSeq and is a predicted model, not a curated record. The coding region runs from base 1 to 1398 and encodes 465 amino acids.